AUGCGAAUUUCUAGUCUUGUCUGUGAGCUAGACUGCGUUGGACAUUGUUGGGUACCGUAUACUGUUGGACAUCGUUUCAGUAUUAUCAAACGUCUAGCAUCUAUUGCCGGAAAAUAUGAAACAUAUACUCUGGAUGAAUCUACUGUGAGCAAAUUGAAGGAAAUUUUCCCUAGUAACAAAUUUGUGAAAGAAUUAUUUGAAGAAGUAAGAGGAGGCAGAACUAUUGAUGAGAAAGUCUUCUUUAGAUUUCUGAAACGAAAUACCGGUUUCCUGGCAAUAGCACUUAAGUUAUGCUGCACUUACAAUAAAAAUACUGGUGAGCAGAUUGCUGGACUUGAUGGAACACACUUGAAGGGAGAUUUAUCUUUACCAGAAAAAGAUGUUGUUCUUUUCUUGAACAACAGAGGGUUCCUUACAUGGGAAGAAGCUGCUGGAAGGAUAUAUUUCUUUGGAGGAUAUGAAGAGGCGAAGUCGCAGGCUACUACGGGAAAAUCACAAAAACAACCAAGAACAGGUUGUUGCUAAUAGAUACCAUAACAAUCUAAAUAGCUGAGCCCUGGAGUGACUCUGUAGUGUGAAGUACCAUUUGUAUUCUUCAAGUUAUUCAUUUCUCCAUAGCACAGCUAUUUCAUUAUUUUUUAACUGUCUUAGAUUGAUUACAUAUAGCAUAAAUAAUAAAUAAUCAAUAAUCAUAUGUUAUGGUGUUAAUUUUGAUCAUUUAAUUUAGUCUGAAUCUUAUACCUAUUUGAUUUAUCUAUUGUUUGAUUCAAAUCAGCUAAUAAAUUAUGAAUAAUCCAUUUCAUUUCUCAACUAUUGUAAAUUCAAAUUGAUAUGGAACGUUAAAACUGUCUAUUAAUAUUCUUCUUUACUAUUAAAAAUUGUGAUUCAAUAUUAUUAGUUCCCUUAUAUGAUCUGUACUAUUGGGGUAUUCGGGGAAGUCGAUGGAAAAUCAUUCGAGUGAAAUUUGAAAUGUAUUUUAUCAUAAGGAGUCUUAAUCUCACUCACUCUCCUGAAUUCUCUCCCAUUCUAUUUUUUCUGAAUUAUUCUUUUUCAUUACUCUGACUCACUUACUCACUCACACUCUGAUGGAAAGGAUUUUUUUUUCAAUGCAUUUGUUAACAUGUAUGUAAUUUAGAAAGCUGCUCUAUUUUUGAUUCAGGGAAAAAGAACUUCCAAUUUGUGCAGUUUUCCUUUCCUGGACAAAUUAUUUGGAAUGACAAAUUGGGGAUUCAUAUUUGAGAUUUUGAAGUUAUCCCUAAAUAUCACAUAAGGUGGGGGUUGGAAUUAUUAUUGUAAUAAAUAUGGCGAGAGCUGUUGAAAUUCAAUGUGAAUUAUAUUCCAAUUGAUAGUAUUCAAUUCAACUCAGUUUAUUCUAUAGUACCCUGGUUGUAUCCAUUCCCAAAAAAUAUUGUGUACUCUUCCCAGGUAACACUCUCCUAAUAAGGUUUUUCAAAAGUCUAAACAUUUCCAUUAAUUUAAAAGAUUAUCAAGGCAAUAUUUUCUUUUGUCCUUUGAUUUUUCAAAUUCUUCCAGCAUCUAUAUGUUUUUUCAGGGAAAAUUGUUUUUUAAUAUUAAUAAUUAAUAUUAUAAAAAAAAUAUUCAUAAUGAUAAAUUUGUCCCACUCGAAGAUGUUGUCUUUUCAACUUUCAUAUUUAAAGAUAAAUUUCAUGUAUUUAAAAUUAAUAUUUUGUAUUGUAAUAUUUUAGUUAAGUGAACUUUUUGUUAAGCUUUAUCUUGAAGUUUGUUGCAACGUUGCAGCUCCUACCAUCAGGGGUCAACAUUUAUCCUUUUGCAUGCGACUAAAGAGUUCCCAUUUCGAAUAGUUUUUGUUGUUAUAUUAUUGAUUAAGUUUUCAUGCUAUUUCACUUUCAAUUUUAAGAUAUGUAGUGUUUUUAAACAUGGGCUAGCCAUGAAUAAUGAAUUCUGUAAUGUAUAAAGCUGUUGCUAAUAAAUUUCAAUUUCAAAUGUU
Molecule: messenger RNA, 1969 nt
Organism: Nilaparvata lugens (brown planthopper)
Lineage: Eukaryota; Metazoa; Arthropoda; Insecta; Hemiptera; Delphacidae
Exons: 7
Coding region: 1-525 (174 amino acids)
Source: RefSeq, a predicted model, not a curated record